CCACAGCAGCUUCUCAUCAUCACUGCAACUGCCAAACCCAUGCCCUCCCCCACCACUCCCCACCACCCCCUCCUCAAAGCCGACGAGAUCGAGACCGCCCCCUGGCGUACACUCGCCCAUUCGUUGAAGCCUGAAGCUGUACGAACUCAGUUUUCCAUGUCUGAUGCUGUCGGCAUGAAGAACAUUGCCGUCCACAAAAGCAGACUUGAACCAGGCAAAGAAUCAUGCCUCAACCACUACCACCUGAACGACUCUGAAUGGAUAUACAUCCUCUCCGGCACCGGUACCCUCAUUCUCAUCGACGCCUCCCCCUCCCUCCUGUCCCAACACUCCCUCCCGCCCGGCGUCUCCCUCUCCGGCCCCAUCCCCCCACCUCCAAAGCCUGAGGAUAUGCACAGGGAAGAACGGGCGGUAGGCCCGGGGGACUUUGUGGGUUUUGAAGGUGGGGGAGGGGCGGCGAGGUAUUCGCAUUCGAUGAUUGCCGGGCCGGGGGGGUUGGAGUACCUUCUUGGCGGGGUGAAGACUAGUCCGAACGUUUGUGCUUAUCCCGAGAUUGGGAGGACGUUGGUUUUUGAGCGGGGGGAGGGGCCGGAAGGGCCUAAGCUUGAGAGGAGUGUUAUCAGGGAGCAUCGGGGGUAGCGAAUGACUGCAUUGGGGUCGCAGAAGAAUGAGGAGGGACCGUAGGAUGGUAUUGGUUGUAUUGAUUUAUAGGAUGGUGAUCCUGGCGGAGGACGCGGAUGGCCGAGGUUCAAGAUCCAGCCGGGUCACCUCUCAAACCGCCCCAUGCAAUUCUCAUCGCAACCCCGCCCUAUCUUCCCUUCCCCCACUUCGUCAC
Messenger RNA from Cryptococcus amylolentus CBS 6039, 835 nucleotides. RefSeq lists its product as hypothetical. The record is from RefSeq and is a predicted model, not a curated record. Lineage: Eukaryota; Fungi; Basidiomycota; Tremellomycetes; Tremellales; Cryptococcaceae. Bases 40 to 639 code for a protein of 199 amino acids. The transcript is spliced from 4 exons.